AUGCGCAAGCUUUUACGGAAUGGGCUAGGAAUUCUAACCCGUGUUCUGCCAGGCUACAUCUGCGGCGUCAACGAUUGCACGGCACCGGCCGGCGUAUCCAACACCCAACAAUGUCCAACAGGCUACUACCUCUGCCCGGCAUCAUACAAUUUCGGCUGUUGCGAGACUACCAUGGGCUGUGCAUUAAACGCGUGCUAUGCGACGACCCCGGCGACAUUUGUAUUCACGGCUACCUUCACGACUUCCACCAACGCAAAUGGAAAGGCGGCUGUCACCACCGUCACCUCGACUACGGUCGAAAUCCCAACAGCCCCGAGCGGCCUCCCGACCGAUACAAACGUCUUCCUACCCAAAUUCAUUCCUGCUAUACAGGCAAAAGAAUCAGAAGUGGCUGUCGCCGACAAUGCAACAACCACGGACAAUUCUUCGUCCGGCCUCACAGGCGCUCAGAUUGGCGGCUUGGUCGGUGGCCUUGCUGGCCUCUUGCUCGUCGUCCUGGUGGCUACCUUCUUUAUUAUCCGGAACCUUCGCAAGACCGCCAAGGUCGUGAAGAAGGCGGAACGAGGCAGCGGUUCUAGCUCAGCAGGCAGACGGGGUGGACGGCGCGGUGGUCCCAAUCUGAGUGGUGGUGGAAUCGACGCUGGUGGUGCCAGCGGCAGCGGCGAGAGUGGCACACGAAACUCCAAGCAGAAAAUGGCGGCCCACCUUCCCACGCCGUCCGAGAUAAAUCAAAUGGAGUACGAUGAUCUUCUGGAGAACCAAGCGACCGAGACACAUUUAGAUGGCGGCAGGAAUUCGACGUUUAUUCAGCCCCCCGGAUUGAGCACCCUUUCCGGGUCGACCCCGCCGAUGCCGGACAAUACAGGUUUUCCAAAAGCCAGCCUAGACUUUUCGUCGCCGAAUGCCGGCGUUGACAGGGAGCCUGUCACGGGCUAUUUCGAUAUCCCAGGCCGCGUGCAGAACCGGCCCGGUCGGUUUUCAAUGAGCUCAGACCCGCGGACAAGCAUAGACUCUCAGGGCCAGCUGCCGCCGGCAUUAGUAUGGAGCCAGCAACAUCAGCAAUACCACCGCCCACGCAUCAUCAGUGAUGCAAGCGAACGAUCAGCGCGGGAUAGUGUCGUCGUCGGCUCGCCCAUACAACCGGCGGAACUCGGCGUGGACGGCGGGUUCAUCCCAGAACUGCCCAGUGUUUUGCAUACACCCGAAGAAAACGCGGGUGCAGCGUCUCACUACCAAAGUCAGAGCCAAAUACCGCAGAGAGCGCGGCCUUUUAGCAACAUCAGCGCCCUCAGCGGCAUGGGUAACUUUGGCGCCGGCACACAGCUUCAGCAGCACCAGCACCAGCAGCAGCAACAACCACUCAUGUCGGGUCACCAGCGCAGUUGGAGCGACGACAGCAACAAUGGCACGCCAAGUCACACGCCAGCUCAUUCGCCCGGUCAGUCGCCCGGUCAUACCCCGAGCCACAGCCGUGACCGCAGCAACAUCUACCAGCAGGUGCAUCAUCAGCCAAUACAGCAUCCACAACCAUUCCAGCCACAGCAUACCCAGGCACCCAAACUCGAUGUCGUCUCAGAGGCGGCCGAGCACAUGCACGGCCAUUAUGGGCCGAUCAACGCAGUAGCUGGCCAGACGCGGGCCGCUGCGGAUGUCGAAAUCGACAUCAGUUCACCGGUGGCGCCGUAG
Molecule: messenger RNA, 1686 nt
Organism: Sporothrix brasiliensis 5110
Lineage: Eukaryota; Fungi; Ascomycota; Sordariomycetes; Ophiostomatales; Ophiostomataceae
Exons: 1
Coding region: 1-1686 (561 amino acids)
Source: RefSeq, a predicted model, not a curated record